AUGCAGCGACUCAGGGAAGGCGUUCACAUACGUACAAUGAAGGCAAAGAGGAAAGUGGAGGAGAUCUCCAAAGAGGACAUCCAGGCUUUCCUUAAGAAGAAUGCCUUUGUGCUCUUUACAGUUGGGGCAGUUAUUGUAGGUAUUGUUCUGGGAUUCACACUGCGCCCAUAUAAGAUGACCUAUCGAGAGGUGAAGUACUUCUCCUUCCCCGGAGAGCUGUUAAUGAGAAUGCUUCAGAUGCUUGUUCUCCCCUUACUGGUAUCCAGUCUGAUAACAGGAAUGGCAGCUUUAGACAGCAAAGCCUCAGGAAAGAUGGGCAUGAGAGCCGUGAUUUACUACAUGACCACGACCUUUAUCGCAGUCUUCAUUGGUAUCCUAGUCGUCCUCAUCAUCCACCCGGGAAAAGGAUCAAAAGAGGAGUUUGGAAAGCAGCAGAAGAUAGAGCAAAUCAAUUCUGCUGAUGCCUUCUUAGACCUGAUCAGAAAUAUGUUUCCACCAAACUUGGUCCAAGCCUGCACGCAGCAGUUCAAAACCAAAUAUGGAAAGCGAACAGUCCAUGUGACUGUGACAGUGAAUGACACCCUCUUCAACUCGACCAAUGGUACCACAGAGGUCAUGGAGAUCACCCGGGAGGAGGUGAUCCCAGUGGCGGGUCAGGUGAACGGGGUCAAUGCUCUCGGGCUGGUGGUCUUCUCCAUGUGCUUCGGUCUAAUAAUUGGCAGCAUGAAGGAGCAGGGCCAGAUCCUGAGGGAUUUCUUCGACAGCCUCAAUGAAGCUAUCAUGCGCUUGGUUGCCAUCAUCAUGUGGUAUGCUCCUAUUGGUAUCCUGUUCCUGAUUGCAGGAAAGAUUGUGGAGAUGGAUGAUCUGACACAGAUGGGUGGCCAGCUGGGCAUGUAUACCAUCACAGUUAUCAUUGGCUUACUGAUACAUGGAGUUCUUAUUCUUCCCACUCUUUAUUUUGUUAUCACUCGGCAAAACCCUUUUAUCUUCAUUGCUGGUCUCCUGCAAGCCUUGGUAACAGCCCUGGGGACGUCCUCCAGCUCAGCCACCCUCCCUGUCACCUUUAAAUGUCUGGAGGAGAACAACAAAAUUGACAAGCGAAUCACACGUUUUGUGCUGCCUGUGGGUGCCACCAUCAACAUGGAUGGAACAGCUCUGUAUGAGGCACUGGCAGCCAUCUUCAUUGCCCAGGUCAACAAUAUGGAGAUGAACUUUGGUCAGAUCAUUACCAUCAGUAUUACAGCAACUGCAGCCAGUAUUGGAGCUGCUGGCAUCCCCCAGGCAGGCCUGGUCACCAUGGUGAUUGUACUGACCUCUGUUGGACUUCCUACUGAUGACAUCACUCUCAUCAUUGCGGUUGAUUGGUUUCUGGACCGUCUGCGUACCACAACCAAUGUCUUGGGGGAUUCCAUCGGAGCCGGCAUUGUGGAGUUCCUGUCUCGACAUGAGCUCCGCAGCAAAGACGUGGAGAUGGGAAACUCAGUGCUGGAGGAGAAGGAGAGGAAGAAACCCUACAAGCUCAUCUCCCAGGAUAGUGAUUUUGAAAAUGACAAACGUGCUCACAGUGAAUCAAACAUGUAG
Anoplopoma fimbria (sablefish) is the source of this 1581-nucleotide messenger RNA. Its product is annotated as excitatory amino acid transporter 1-like. The transcript has 9 exons. The record is from RefSeq and is a predicted model, not a curated record. Gene Ontology annotation, biological process: L-glutamate import across plasma membrane; L-aspartate import across plasma membrane; D-aspartate import across plasma membrane. Gene Ontology annotation, cellular component: plasma membrane. Gene Ontology annotation, molecular function: L-glutamate transmembrane transporter activity; neutral L-amino acid transmembrane transporter activity; glutamate:sodium symporter activity. NCBI's taxonomy places the organism in Eukaryota, Metazoa, Chordata, Actinopteri, Perciformes, Anoplopomatidae. Bases 1 to 1581 code for a protein of 526 amino acids.